This is a messenger RNA of Lycium ferocissimum, 1058 nucleotides long. RefSeq names its product E3 ubiquitin-protein ligase SGR9, amyloplastic-like. Gene Ontology annotation, cellular component: cytoplasm. Bases 57 to 929 code for a protein of 290 amino acids. Gene Ontology annotation, biological process: protein ubiquitination. Gene Ontology annotation, molecular function: ubiquitin protein ligase activity. The record is from RefSeq and is a predicted model, not a curated record. NCBI's taxonomy places the organism in Eukaryota, Viridiplantae, Streptophyta, Magnoliopsida, Solanales, Solanaceae. The transcript has 3 exons.
AAGCCACACGUUCCAAAACCUCUCAAUUUUCCCACCAAAGCACAUGAUCUCCCAUAAUGGAAAAAUUAGAUCAUCAAAGUCCCUCAGAAAUAACCAUAAUCAUGUCUACACUUUCCACCUUCACUUCUCAUCAACUUUCAGAUCUAACCCUUUACAUCUCCGCCCUCCACCACCGCCAUCACAGCCGUAUUUUCUCUCUCCUCUCUUCUCCCACCCUAUUUUCUCUCACCUUACACCACCUUCACUCUCUCUCUCUACAACAAAAAUCACUCCUUAUAGCCAAGCACUUAUUGUCUAAACUAGCAAUAUUCACUCAUUUCAUGCAUAAUAAUACAAUCUUGCCACCACCAUCAACCACCUCCAUGAAACUCCGGGAAUUAGACGCCGUUCUCCUCCUCCUCCUGCUCUGUGAACUCCGCCAACAUGAUCCAGAAGCACUCAAUCUCCCUCCAUCAAGGUGGCGCCUUGUUCUUUGUCAAUACAUAGCCAAAGAUGCACUAAAAUUCUCUAGCAUUAGGGGUUCCAACAGAGAAGUCAUAAUGAAGUUUAUUGAGCUGCUAGCAAAGUGCAAGAACUUUGUCAAUGCCAUGACUCACGCAGGUCAUGGUGCCGGAGGGAAAGAUAGGAAGGAGGUCGCAACGUCGGUGGCGGUAGUGGUGGCGUUGCCGUCAGUGGAAGUGAGCGGCGACGACGGAGGGAGGGAAUGUGUUAUAUGUAAAGAAGAGAUGAAUGAAGGAAGAGAUGUUUUUAAAUUGCCAUGUCAUCAUAUGUUUCAUUGGAUAUGUAUAUUGCCAUGGUUGAAGAAGAGGAACACGUGUCCAUGUUGCCGGUUUCAGCUGCCGUCCAAUGAUAUUUUCGCCGAGAUCCGACGGUUGUGGGAGGUUGUGGCCAAGAUGAGUGAUAGUGCAAAGUGUGUGGGAAUUAUUUAGUUUCUAAUCAAUAGCCAAGAGUAAAGAAGUCUUAUAGAAUUAGCGCAAUAUAGUUACUUAUGGUUUUUUUUCUUCAAAUUAUAUUGCACUCUACGUUUAUCAUUUGUUAAUCAAUAUAUAUUACAGGUA